Molecule: messenger RNA, 2434 nt
Organism: Nymphalis io (European peacock)
Lineage: Eukaryota; Metazoa; Arthropoda; Insecta; Lepidoptera; Nymphalidae
Exons: 5
Coding region: 198-725 (175 amino acids)
Cellular component (GO): membrane; endoplasmic reticulum
Molecular function (GO): protein-macromolecule adaptor activity
Source: RefSeq, a predicted model, not a curated record
UACACUGUCCUGCGCGAAAAUUCGACGAUGCUAACAUCUAAUUAUAAAUUUUGCAUGAAAAUGUCUAAUGCAGGCUGUUAUGAAAUCACGCAUAAGUUAUCAAGUUUGGCGUGUUUUUUAUAAUUUAUAUGUAUAAAUUAGAUCUUGAAUCCAAGUUCGAUUGGUCAUAACGUGAGUGAAGUGGUCAUAAGUGCACUAUGGCAGUUCAAAAUAAAGUUUUAUAUGCGUUUAGAGGCUGGAUAGCCUUUGUAGCAUUCAUGGAUCUUGGUACAGCUGGCCGUUCGUAUAUUGAAAGGAGAUCGUUUCUAAGCAAUAACGGUGACAAUGAACAUCUAGACGGAGAUUUCACAAUAUCACGAAUGCUGGGGAUGUAUUCGGUCCUGAAGGCACUUGCUUUGAUUCAUUGUACACUAUACAUACAUUAUAGACCUGUGGUGUCAAUGGGCUACUGGUCCCUAUUUUUAACUAUAAUGUUAUAUUUCACGGAGGCCUUCUACUUUCACUCAACUAGUCUCAAUUUUUAUGUGGUUUUUCCUUGCAUAUUAAAUAUAAUAACCCUAUUAGGUUUAAUAUAUCUACCAUCGAAAUUAAAACUGUGGGGUACGAUACCCGGAACGUCGGGUAUGGAUCGAGAUGUGGACGAUGAGAACACUCAAAUAUUACGACAAAUGGGCAAUUUUAGGAGGAGGAAACCGGGCAACCCCAUCAAAAACAAACACGUCUGAUAAGUGUUGCUAUAAUGUAAAUAUAUUGGCUGUGUUUUUUCUUGCACUUGAUGAAAUAGGGGCCUUAUAAAUUGUUGUUGGUUUAUUAAAGGAUUAAAUACACAGAAUAUAAAUAGCAAUUUUUUUUUUCAAUAGCAACAUUUGGAUGUAUUAGUUUGUGUCACGUAUUUUCAGAUUAAACUUAAUAUUUUGUGUAUUCAAUCAAUUGUAGUUUGUAGCAGGUUGACAUUUUUAACGGCGUCGUAGCUAGGGGCUGGCCAAGGUUACCUUGAAAUUACCUACAAAUUUGGUAUCUACCAAGGGCGCAACCUUCUCUAGGACUCUGAGGCUCAGGCACGUUUAAAACAUUAUGCUAACAUUAAUAAUAUAAACUUGCACUUAAUUGGGAUACAAUGGCACGUAAUAAACUCGUAUUGCAUAGUUACCAAUUUUAAUUACACUUUUACAGUAAUUUCUACUAAAUAAGAAUGGAGGCAAGAUUGAAAUCUUACCAGAGGUCACGACCCUAGCUACGAUAUUGAUUUCUAUCUAAUAAUGUACUAAUAUUGUAUAACCAUAACUAUGAAACAACACUAUCCGUUUGAUAUUUAGACAAUUUACAGUUUUAAAAGCUAAUAAUCUGCAGAAUUACUCAAUGAUAUGUAGGCGUUUUGAUUUCGUAUUUUCUUUACGAUACCUAAAUUAUUUACGUGUAUGAAACAACAAAAUUGAUAAUUCGUUGAAUUUCCUAGCAUGAGUGAUAUAGUUAUAUUUUAUAAUUAGCUUAAAACUACAAGUUAUUACUUCUGGCUUUACUUAUAAAUGUUGCUUAGCGACUGUUUAGUUGAACACUGAUUUCUCUCUUUCUGUCAUUAUUGAUUUGACAUUCGAAAGAAGGAGACACAUGUUUAACUUAUCCCCCGCUUAACAAUGUUGAUAAGUAACGCCGUUUAUUCUUAAACGUAUUUUAAAGCACGCUUUUUAUUAAUGACAAGAACAUGACUCUCACGCUUGUCACGUCAAAGCUGGCAACAUACGAAUGUGUCUGUCACUUUUAAAAAUAGAAGCGAGAUUCGUCCUUCAACGGUCUCGAAGUUUGCACGAAAGUAAACGACUUUUUUAACAUUAAAUUGUAACAAAUUAAUGACCGGUUUCUAUUACUUAACGAAUCGUUACGGUGCAUAACUGGUCGUUGUUGAGUUACGUGGAGCCGUAAAGGUCGUUGAUAUCAGUUUUUAUGUCACAUAAAAGUAACUCGGAAAUUUACGAUAAAUUUUAUUGGGACGCUUUUGAACUGCGCUUGGAUAGUUUGUAAGUGAAUCGUUUUUUCGAACAUAGCGACUGUACUUACCGAUUAAGUCGAGUUUCGACAAAUCAAUGUGAUUUAUGCUUUACUUGAUAAAAAGAAAAGCUAAACGUUUCGUGAAAAAAUGAUUGUUGAGUUAUUUUUUUAAAUGAAUAGGGUAAUACUUAAUUGUUACCAUUAAUAAUUUAAAUCUUCUAAACCGUAACCGUAACAGCCUGUGAAUGUCCCACUGCUGGGCUAAAGGCCUCCUUUCCUCUUUUUGAGGAGAAGGUUUGGAGCUUAUUCCACCACGCUGCUCCAAUGCGGGUUGGUGGAAUACACAUGUGGCAGAAUUUCAGUGAAAUUAGACACAUGCAGGUUUCCUCACGAUGUUUUCCUUCACCGUAAAGCACGAGAUGAAUUAUAAUCACAAAUUAAGCACAUG